Messenger RNA from Penicillium concentricum, 615 nucleotides. RefSeq lists its product as uncharacterized. NCBI's taxonomy places the organism in Eukaryota, Fungi, Ascomycota, Eurotiomycetes, Eurotiales, Aspergillaceae. The transcript has 4 exons. The record is from RefSeq and is a predicted model, not a curated record. The coding region runs from base 1 to 615 and encodes 204 amino acids.
AUGGCUUCUUUUGAUCUGAAUGGCAACUGGGUGUUGGACAAGGCCCGAUCAACCAACCUAGACGCUGUCCUAAAACUGCAAGGAAUCGGGUGGAUAACAAGGAAGGCCAUUGAGGCGUCGAAGAUGACACUGAAAAUCACCCAGAGCUCAGAGACACAUAGCUCGACAGGGGAAGCAGCUGAAUGGAUUACUUUUGAGGCUGCCCUGACCAGUGGUCUGAAAGGGGCACCGGAGAAGCGACCAUUAACGUGGACCGAGUUCGAGCACAACGACACGAUCUUCGGUCUUGUUUACAUCCGCAGUCACUACAUUUCCGGAGAAAGGACUUCACACGGAGUCCGCCCCCUGAUUGAGCUGCAGACCAAGGAUGUUGGGUCGGGCAUUCUGUAUGGCUUGACUGAAGCCAUCGCCGUGGACCAUGAAAGUGAAACCGCUCAGACGAUUGUCGAGAAAGCUUUCAUUCACGAUUUUGUUCGUAGUGUUCAUUUUGGAUGGACGGCUGAGCAGAUCUGGGCUGUUGAAAUAGUUGGUGAGGACAAGUUCUUGACACGCAGGGCUGUGGUUGUGAAAGGCACGUCUAUUGAGUCUGCCUGCACUUUUUAUAAACGUGAAUGA